UUCAUUACAGGGUAACGUUACUACAAGUAGUAAAUAGCGUUACAAUAAAUAUAAGAGCUAUUUUAACUGAGCUAACGUUAGCGUACAGCUUGACACACGUAUGUUCAUAGCUAACGUUACACUUUGUGAGCCUAGCUACGGAAACGAGAGAUGCGUGUUGUGUUUAUAUUUCUGCGUUCCCUGUCCCGUAUUUCUUACACCACGCAGUUAUGAAUCAACGUGCGUUAAGAUAAUGUCACCCGAAAUUGGAUAAAUAGCCUACAUGUCAGCUAACUGACGACUUUCACCGUCGGUUUGAAUAAUAGCCGCGUUCUGGUUAAACUAAAAUGGCUGCAGUUAAUCCUAACCUUGAAGUGGAAUUGAGUUUAUUAAUUGUACAGCGAGAUUCUUAAUGUUGGAUAGUAGCAGUGUUAGGACGACAAAGCUGCAUACAUUUAUGUUAACUUGUCAUCGGGAAUGUGCAGUUUUCCCGGGCUUUGUUAUCCGACCCACUGGAUGGAGAUAUUUGCUGGUAGCUUUCAUAUCAUUUGCUCGGAUCUCCAGAUCACCUGAUGCAGCCAGGAUGGAUGGAUGAAUGCCCGCGGUAGGACUGACGGACGCUGGCUGCUCUCUGGUGUAGUGAGGGGGGGGGGGAAUCAACGCUCGUCUCCUGUUACACCAUCAUCCUCCCCUCCCCCUGUCUUCUCCUUUCGCGGUCGCUCUCCCUCGGCCCCAUGAGCGGAUGAAUACCAGAGCCUUUGAUUCUACCGUCGCCAAAAGGACUCAAUGUCUUUCUUGGACUGUUCCUGCAUCUCCCACACUCAAGUCCAGCCGCUGGACAGGGAGGAGCAAUAUGAGGACAUCAGCCACCAGUUCCUGAGCUGUGACGGUUCUGAGUACACCCUGCAAGGGCCGGCAGGUGGCGAUGACAUCACGGGGCUGUCUGCUGAGCCGGCCCACUACCAGCUGCUGUCCGAGCUGGGGAGGGGCUUCAAUAACCUGAGCCGGGUGAACAUGGCGCGCCACGUCCCGACUGGCCGGCCGGUGGCCGUCAAGCAUACCAACCUGGACGAGUGCACGGAGGAGGAGCUGCUGCAGCUCAUGAACGAGGUCCUGCUGUCCAGGGUGUUCCGUCACCGCAACCUGCUGACCUCUCGCCUGGUUUUCAGCUGCUGCUGCCAGCUCUGGGUCCUCACGCCCCUGAUGGCCUACGGCUCUGCAGACACUUUACUCCGAACAUAUUUCCCAGAUGGAAUGAGUGAAUCCCUGAUAGCGUACCUGCUGUACGGCGUGCUGAAAGCAUUGGAAUACCUGCACCGGAUGGGCUACGUUCACCGGGGGGUGAAGGCCAGUCAUAUCCUGCUGUCUGGGGAGGGGCGUGUCUACCUCUCAGGGCUCCACAGUGUUUACAGCAUGAUGCGCGACGGGAAGAAGAUGAGGACGGUGUUCGACAUGCCCCAUCACAGCCCCGCCCUGUUGCCCUGGCUCAGCCCCGAACUACUGCGACAGGACCUGCACGGCUACGGAGUGAAGUCGGAUAUCUACAGUUUAGGCAUCGUGGCCUGUGAGCUGGUCAGCGGCAGGGUGCCUUUCCAGGACAUGCUCCCCACUCAGAUGCUGCUUCAGAAGCUGCGCGGCUCCCACUGCUGCCUACUGGACGUGGCUCCCUUCCCGCUGGGCGAGCUGGGGGGGCUGAAGGUGUCGCGGUCCGGGGUGGAUUCCGGCAUCGGCGAGAGCGUGGCCACCGGAAGCAUGACGCACAGCGCCACCGCCCCUCCCGCCGACCGACCCCAGAGCCCCGCGCCCAAAAACCACUCGGUCACCCUGCACAACCUGGUCCAGCUGUGUCUGCAGCAGCAGCCUGAGCGCAGACCGUCAGCAUCUACACUGUUGACCCACGCCUUCUUCAAGCAGGUGAAGAGGCACACCAGAGACACCUUCCUCAGCCUCAUGUACCCAGCAGUGCCCCUCACCAGCCCCGAGGACCCUCCGGUAUCCUGGCCUCCCGCCCCGUCCUGCCACGCUCCGGUGUUGACCUCCGCCGAGGCAGCGUGGGACUUCUCCUAACCCCACAAUGUCCGCCCCCGAAAAUCUCCAAAUCCUGACUAGCAAGCCAAACACAAAGACAAUCGAAGCAAUGAGGCCAAAUUCUACUGUGCUUUUAUUUCAUAUCAGUAACCCGACUCUCUGAGCCUUUUUCUAAAGUAGUUUCGUAAGUUUUUUUUAUAUGUUUGUCUGAUGCAUAUAUACAGAGUGUGCGUCGUGGGACGGUGACGAGACUGUGAAAGUGCUGGAUCAAAGAUGCUGCUCUGGAUUACACAUUAACGAUCCAUGGUGAUGACGAUGAUAACAUGGACUGUCAACAAGUCACAGCACAAAAGAACAAUCAGUUGACUUAUAAUCACACUUCCUUCUGAGAUAAAUGCAACUACGAGUCAAAGGAAAAGUUCACCCUGAAGUACUUUGUUAAUAACAGCAAUUUGUGAGCAACAUCUGUUGUUUUUACAGUGUGCUCUUCAUAUUUCCAUCGAUGACGGACAUUUUUUAGGUGGCUGUUGUACCUGCUCUCCUCAAAGUAUUCUGAAAAAUGGAGGACCUUGUUCACUAAAUCUGAAAUAUGUAAGUGAAUACAUCAGAAAGGUAAAUCCUUACAGGUACGGACGAAAAAAAACCCUGAAGCACAAGUGAUGAUGCGAGGGUGGGUUUUUUCCUUUCCGGUGUUUUUAUGUGUUCAGACUGUGAAUAGUUAAUACUGAGGUACACCAGGAGAUAUUUACAGCACACGGGCAUAUAUAUUCAUCUAUAUCCGAAGAGUUGAAGAGACAAUUUGCUUCAAAAUUCGCACUCCUUCUGGGAGUCAUAACCCAAAACACAUCUGACCACAAAGACCCGACACACGCAUUUUAGAUUUUGGAGGAUAUCGUUAUCUCGGAUGUCCGUCUCAGUCGAUGAAUAAAAAGACGCUUUUAAGUUCUCUUCAGCAUCAAAGUAGUCUAAUGAUGGUCGCCCCCACACCCAUGGGUACAUUGCAAACAGGAAGUGCUAAUAGCUGAUUCGGCAUACUUUUAAUACUGCCAAUUUGCGAAAAAAACAAGGAUCAAGUUGGCAACAUAUUACUCGAAAGGCCAGUUUGAGACUGCAUCUGAAAUUACACUAGAUGUCCAAAAUGUUUAGAAAACUUGCCACAAUCAAAAAUGUAAAUGUCUUUCUGCUGUAUGUUUGAACAUAUAUGCACACAGUGUUUCACCAUAUGCAUUGGAAAACAUAGGAAUAAUAAGAUAAACUUGUCUCUAGAAUAAAGCUAGUGUCCCAUGUAGCGUUAGAAACAAUCAGUAGGUGAAUUAUCGCUAGUGAGUCGUCCCAAAAGAAUAUUUCUACUGUGACCGCCUCUCCAACAAUGCCUUUAUGUUUUCAUGAAACCUGCGUUCUGAAUAUGAUCCAUCUGUAACUGUGAUUAAGUGUACUGUGUACGAGAACUGUGAUCUAAUGUACAUAUCAAACAUGGUAGCUGUAUGAGCUAUAUAUAUAUACAUGCAUACACACACACACUAAAUAUACUAAACUUUAUUUCCAACCUUCUUGUUAAGCCUUGAAUGAUUUUUUUAUAUCGUUUUGUUAGUAGAAAAGUGUAUACAGUAUGUAUGUUUUUGACAAUCCUUCAUAAAAGGACCUUUUUCUUUGCUUUACAAAGUGAAUCAAUUGUAGGCAAAAGUAUUAUACAUUAUAAUUUAUGACUGUGAAUAACCCAAAUAUUUGUUCCUAUAAUCUCAUAAAGCCGAACUGUCAGCGGCUGUUUUGAUUUGUGCAGCAGAUGAUGCCGGCUUCUUCUGGGCACGUGAGGAGACUUCCAAACCGAACCAGCAGGUGGCGAUGGCGUCAUCGAUACAGGUGAGUGUGUGACUGUCGACUCACACUGGUUCUUUCAGGU
Messenger RNA from Anarrhichthys ocellatus (wolf-eel), 3907 nucleotides. RefSeq names its product STE20 related adaptor beta (gene stradb). Gene Ontology annotation, biological process: protein phosphorylation; activation of protein kinase activity; protein export from nucleus. The transcript has 11 exons. The record is from RefSeq and is a predicted model, not a curated record. Gene Ontology annotation, cellular component: serine/threonine protein kinase complex. Lineage: Eukaryota; Metazoa; Chordata; Actinopteri; Perciformes; Anarhichadidae. Bases 766 to 2046 code for a protein of 426 amino acids. Gene Ontology annotation, molecular function: ATP binding; protein serine/threonine kinase activator activity; protein kinase activity.